This is a messenger RNA of Suillus bovinus, 426 nucleotides long. RefSeq lists its product as uncharacterized. Gene Ontology annotation, cellular component: mitochondrion. NCBI's taxonomy places the organism in Eukaryota, Fungi, Basidiomycota, Agaricomycetes, Boletales, Suillaceae. The record is from RefSeq and is a predicted model, not a curated record. The transcript is spliced from 4 exons. The coding region runs from base 1 to 426 and encodes 141 amino acids.
AUGGAAGGAAAGGAGUCCCCUGAACGCGUAAAUCCAUCGAGUCCUUCUACUUCCCAGACGGCGUCUGGAGUAUUCUCACACUUCCAGCCAUACGCACGAUCCAAGGGGCCUAUUCUUGGUCUGGGGACAUUAUUUGCAGCUUCAGCCGUCAUUCCAUCCACUGUCGUUCGUCCAAACGUUUACUUUCCUCCAUAUCUCCACCGGGUCGGAUUCUCCCUGGUUUUUGGCGGAGCCGCGUAUGUCUUAGCGGCUGGUGACGCAAGGAACGGCAGUGGAAUAGCUACUGCUUGGUCAUUAACAUACCUCUUCCUGCAUCUCCGACGAUCUCUAAAACCACCAAUUUAUCCAAUAACACUGGCACUGACAGCAGGUACAGCUGCAUGUGCGGCUUUGUACGGCACAGAAUACUUCAUGUACCAGACCUAA